This is a messenger RNA of Paramisgurnus dabryanus, 2394 nucleotides long. It is a transcript of the gene p4htma, whose product is annotated as prolyl 4-hydroxylase, transmembrane a. The record is from RefSeq and is a predicted model, not a curated record. NCBI's taxonomy places the organism in Eukaryota, Metazoa, Chordata, Actinopteri, Cypriniformes, Cobitidae. Gene Ontology annotation, biological process: peptidyl-proline hydroxylation to 4-hydroxy-L-proline. Gene Ontology annotation, cellular component: endoplasmic reticulum. Gene Ontology annotation, molecular function: iron ion binding; L-ascorbic acid binding; procollagen-proline 4-dioxygenase activity.
AUAGCUGGAUCGCUGUCGGCUGCUUCACGUUACUAGUAGGGCGAAUGACAGAUUAUUAUGAACGCUGUUAUUUUUUUCCUGUGGGUGUCGUCAAAGACGUAUUAGUGAAGAAAAUAUUACAUUUUUCACUUGUUUCGGCUAAAGUCUUCUGUUAGGUUUAUAUGUGCUCUGAUUUAAUUGCUCAUUACAUUUUAAGAGCUAUGUUAGACAGUUGACAUUGCCCUACAUAUCGUACAGCGGAUCAGCCUGAAAUCAACAUACGAUAGAGCUGCAUUUUUUUUUUUCAUCUAAAUUGACAUGUGUGCAUAUUUUGUAGUUUAAUAAUCGUCAUCUUGAUCUUCUCUAUGAUGCCCGUAAACAGCUGUCAAACCUGUAAACCUGGACUGAUCUGCUGAAAUGAUAGGUUAACUAAAGGAGCACUGAUUUAGGAGUCGUCUGAGAUGGGUGAGUAUGAGGAGAGUUUGUAUGGGCUCGGAGGGGAGACUUUUCCCCCCGAUUUUUUCCCCCCUCCACCACCUCGUCCAGUCGCUCGGGAGCGAAUCCACAUCCAGAAGAGCAGCGUCUGCUCCAGGGCUUACUUCGUGGUGGUGAUGGCCUUCUUCCACAUCUAUAUAAUAAAUAUCAUAGCUUUGCUGCUGUAUGUGCACUACAACACCGGUUCUGGAGAGCAGGAUAUACCCAUUGAGAAGAGCACGAGUAUCCCCAGACCAACAGCUGCUGAAUACCAAAGCCCAUCACCUAACCUGAACCCUGAGCACUCCUUUUAUCUGCCCCGUCUGGAGGGCAUUCGGGUUGGACACGUGCAAAGAGUUUCUCUUGUUCCUGACCGGACUCAUAACCUACGAACCCUCAGCUUGAAGCCCUUGCUGUUUGAGAUCCCGGGUUUCCUAAGUGUGGAGGAAAGCAGUGUGGUGAUGCAGUUGGCCCAGCUGAAAGGUCUGACCCACAGCGCUCUCCUCACGGCUCCUGAUGCUCAUGCGGAACAACUCACCCAGGAUGAGCUUUUCAGUCUGCUCGACCUUAACCAGGAUGGUCUUCUGCAGAUGGAGGAGAUUUUGAGUCUCUCUCACUCCACUGAUGGAUCUUGGCUGAGCUCAUACAAUUUACGGAAAAUCCACACCGGGCUUGAGACCAGCCCUUCUGGAGUUUUGUCCCUGCAGGAGUUUAAGCGUGUCAGUGGUGGAGUGCUCCAAUACGGCAGGCCCGGCCAAGCAUCGGACGGUCACACCAAAGUCAGGCAGAAAAGCACCAAUACGCAGCUUUACCUCGGAGAGGGCACGCACCACCUGCUGAAGAACAUUAGAAACCGGGUGACCCGUUUAACGCGACUGCCGUCCUCGCUGGUUGAUCUCAGCGAGCCAAUGGAAGUGGUCCGUUAUGAGCAGGGCGGGUUCAGCAACGCCCAUCAUGACAGCAGUCCCAGCAACCCAAACAGCAGCUGUGCUCAUACACAUCUGGCAGCAAAUAACUCAGCCUCCAACCAGGUUGCAUGCAGGUAUUUGACAGUCUUGCUGUUUCUCAACUCGGUGGAUGGAGGUGGAGAGACCAGUUUCCCCGUGGCUGACAACAGGACGUAUGAAGAGGAGGUCUCUCAGCAGUUCUGUGAUAAAGGCAAUCUGAAGGUCAAACCAGUGGCUGGCACCGCUCUGCUGUGGUACAAUCACCUCUCAGAUGGGAAUGGUUGGGUUGGUGAGCUGGAUGAAUUUUCCCUGCACGGGGACUGUUUGGUCACUCAGGGCUUAAAAUGGACAGGAAGUGUGUGGGUGAACAUCGACCCUGAUCAGCGACGUCAAGAGCGAUACCAGCGGCUGAUCUCGUGGCAUCCAGAUGGGGAAGUCAAAAGGGCAGAGCAUGGUGACCUUCACCAAGAUCUCUAAACCAGACUUUGAAAUAGUAGUUAUGCUUUUAUGUUGACCUGGAGUCAAUUUCUAUUGGGCAAGCAAGCCAUUAUGUCAAACCUCAGUAAGAGAUACUCACUUCUGUAAGCAUUAUCUUUAAAUUGCUGUCACCCUCUGCUAGUGUAACAUACUAUUUAAUAUUCAUGACUUGAAGGGGGAAGUUGCUCCUUUGAUAGCAGCUAAACAUUCACUGGUUUAUUUAGCUGAUAUCGCACAAGUUGUUUUUGCUAUACAUUAACUAUUUAUAAGAGUCUGUUUAUUAGAUGUUGCAUAUUUAUUGAUAUCAUUAUUUAUUUGAUAUUUCUAUUUAUUGAAUUAGUUAUUUAUUAUUAUAUAUGUGGUACAUAUAUGUACAUACAUAUAUAAUCACAGCGUGUGUCUAUCUCAGGUUUGGUUCCGCACAGAUUGUGUUUUCAUUGUAAUGCACUAUUUAAAAAAAAAUUGUCAUAUGUAAGUUAAUUAUUCAAAGUGAGAAAUAAAUUAUAGAACACGUUAU